Molecule: messenger RNA, 1023 nt
Organism: Cyprinodon variegatus (sheepshead minnow)
Lineage: Eukaryota; Metazoa; Chordata; Actinopteri; Cyprinodontiformes; Cyprinodontidae
Product: probable alpha-ketoglutarate-dependent hypophosphite dioxygenase
Exons: 6
Coding region: 7-810 (267 amino acids)
Source: RefSeq, a predicted model, not a curated record
AGAAAGAUGAACACACCUGCAGCUAAACUACAGGAGAGCUACAAACAGGAGGGCUUCCUCUCAGCGCUGCCUGUGCUGAACGAGACAGAACUGAGGGAGGCCAGGGAGGCUUUCGCUAAGCUGGAGGAGGAAUUUGGCACAGAGUACACUCAGUACAGCCUCCACAAUGUUCAUCUUCAGUACCCCUGGGUGAGGAACCUGACCAAACACCCCCGUAUCCUGCAGGUGAUCCAAGCCAUCCUUGGCCCUGAUGUCAUUCUGCUGGACUCCAGAUUUAUCUGUAAAUACCCGACAGUAAAACCAGGUGAUGUCCAGGAGACUGAAGAUGACCAAGGCAAACCUGAUGAUGAUGGGCUCCCAUAUGUGGCCUGGCACCAGGAUAUGAAGUACUGGGGUAUUGCUGGUGGACCUGUUCUCUCUGUGUGGCUUGCUCUUGAUGAUUCACAAAAAGAAAAUGGAGCACUUCAGGUCAUCCCAGGAAGCCACUGCUCUGGCAUGUUGCCCCAUCGCCAGGCAAACCGUCCAGGAAACCUGCUGUCAGUAAACCAGGAGAUCCCAGAGGAGCUGGUGCAGGUGGAUGAAGCUGUGCUUUGUCCUCUGAAGGCUGGACAGAUGUCGAUACAUGACGGCCUUCUUGUCCAUGCAAGUGAUGCUAACAACUCCCAGAGGAGGCGCUGUGGCUUUGUGAUUCGUUAUAUUCCCACCUGUGCCUACCCCACAGAGGAUCCCGAUCGACCCAGGAAAUUCCACGCAACAGAAUUGGCUUGUGGGGUGGACCAGUUCCACCACUUUUCCAACAAAAGCUCAUGAAGGAUUAAUGUAGACCUCAAAAAAUCAAAAAGGCCAGAUAACUAAUCUAAUCCUGUUUUUAAUGUUAUUUCGGAAUCAUAUUUAUUUAAGAUGAAUUUCGGCUGUGAACUGUGUUGUGUAAAAUUAUUCAUACACUACACACAAACACGUUUUUUCAUUAGAUACGAAAUGCUUAUGUUUUGCUUUACUUGAUGUGCACAAGCUUAAAAUAAA